Closterium sp. NIES-65 is the source of this 12561-nucleotide messenger RNA. The record is from the annotation of a GenBank genome assembly. NCBI's taxonomy places the organism in Eukaryota, Viridiplantae, Streptophyta, Zygnematophyceae, Desmidiales, Closteriaceae.
AUGGACGUGGACGACUUGGACAUGGACGUGGAAGUGGACGUGGACGUGGACGUGGACGUGGACAUGGACGUGGACGUGGACGUGGACGUGGACGUGGUCGUGGACGUGGACGUGGAGGUGGACUUGGACGUGGACGUGGACGUCGACGUGGACAUAGACGUGGACUUGAUCGUGGACGUGGACGUGGACGUGGACUUGGACGUGGACGUGGACGUGGAUGUGGACGUGGACGUGGACAUGGACGUGGACGUGGACGUGGACGUGAACGUGGACGUGGACGAGGACAUGGACGACAUGGACGUGGACGUGGACGUGGACAUGGACGUGGACAUGGACGUGGACGUGGACGUGGACGUGAACAUGGACGUGGACGUGGACAUGGACGUGGACAUGGACGUGGACGUCGACGUGGACGUGGACGUGGAGGUGGACUUGGACGUGGACGUAGACGUGGACGUGGACGUGGUCGUGGACGUGGACGUGGACGUGGACGUGGACGUGGACUUGGACGUGGACGUGGACGUGGUCGUGGACGUGGACGUGGACGUGGUCGUGGACUUGGACGUGGACGUGGACGUGGAGGUGGACUUGGACGUGGACGUGGACGUGGACGUGGACGUGGACGUGGACUUGGACGUGGACGUGGACGUGGACGUGGACGUGGACUUGGACGUGGACGUGGACGUGGACGUGGACGUGGUCGUGGACGUGGACGUGGACGUGGACGUGGACGUGGACGUGGACGUGGACGUAGACGUGGACGUGGACCUGGACGUGGACCUGGACCUGGACGUGGACGUGGACGUGGACGUGGACCUUGUCGUGGACGUUGACGUGGACCUUGUCGUGGACGUGGACGUGGACGUGGACGUGGACAUGGUCGUGGACGUGGACGUGGACGUGGACGUGGACGUGGACGUGGACAUGGACUUGGACGUGGACGUGGACGUGGACGUGGACGAGGACAUGGUCGUGGACGUAGACGUGGACGUGGACGUGGACAUGGACUUGGACGUGGACGUGGGCGUGGACGACAUGGACGUGGACGUGGACGUGGACGUGAACAUGGACGUGGACAUGGACGUGGACGUGGACGUGGACGUGAACAUGGACGUGGACAUGGACGUGGACGUGGACGUGGACGUGGACGUGGACGUGGACAUGGACGUGGACAUGGACGUGGACGUGGACGUGGACGUGGACGUGGACGUGGUCGUGGACAUGGUGGUGGACGUGGACAUUGACGUGGACGUGGACAUGGACGUGGACGUGGACAUUGACGUGGUCGUGGUCGUGGACGUGGACGUGGACGUGGACGUGGUCGUCCACGACGUGGACUUGGACGUGGACGUGGACGUGGACGUGGACGUGGACCUUGUCAUGGACGUGGACGUGGACGUGGACGUGGACGUGGACAUGGUCGUGGACGUGGACGUGGACGUGGACGUGGACGUGGACGUGGACGUGGACAUGGACUUGGACGUGGACGUGGACGUGGACGUGGACGUGGACAUGGUCGUGGACGUGGACGUGGACGUGGACGUGGACGUGGACAUGGACUUGGACGUGGACGUGGGCGUGGACGUGGACGUGGACGUGGACAUGGACGUGGACGUGGACGUGGACGUGGACGUGGACGUGGACGUGGACGUGGUCGUGGACGUGGACGUGGACGUGGACGUGGAGGUGGACUUGGACGUGGACGUGGACGUAGACGUGGACAUAGACGUGGACGUGGACCUGAUCGUGGACGUGGACGUGGACGUGGACGACAUGGACGUGGACGUGGACGUGGACGUGGACAUGGACGUGGACAUGGACGUGGACGUGGACGUGGACGUGAACAUGGACGUGGACAUGGACGUGGACAUGGACGUGGACAUGGACGUGGACAUGGACGUGGACGUGGACGUGGACGUGGUCAUGGACAUGGUCGUGGACGUGGACCUUGACGUGGACAUGGACGUGGACGUGGACAUUGACGUGGUCGUGGUCGUGGACGUGGACGUGGACGAGGACGUGGUCGUCCACGACGUGGACUUGGACGUGGACGUGGACGUGGACGUGGACGUGGACGUGGUCGUGGUCGUGGACGUGGACGUGGUCGUCCACGACGUGGACUUGGACGUGGACGUGUACAUGGACGUGGACGUGGAUGUGGUCGUGGACGUGGACGUGGACAUGGACGUGGACGUGGUCGUGGACGUGGACGUGGACGUGGAGGAAGUGGACGUGGACGUGGAAUAUGUGGACGUGGACGUGGAUGACGUGGACGUGGACGUGGAGGACGUGGACGUUGACAUUGACGUGGACGUGGACGUGGUCGUAGACGUGGACGUUGACGACUUGGACAUGGACGUGGACGUGGACGUGGACGUGGACGUAGAUGUGGACGUGGUCAUGAACGUGGACGUGGACGUGAACGUGGACGUGGACGUGGACGUGGACGUGGACAUGGUCGUGGACGUGGACGUGGACGUGGACGUGGAAAUGGACGUGGACGUGGACGUGGUCAUGGACGUGGACGUGGACGUGGACGUGGACCUGGACGUGGACCUGGACGUGGACGUGGACGUGGACGUGGACCUGGACGUGGACAUGGACGUGGACGUGGACGUGGACGUGGACUUGAACGUGGACAUGGACGUGGACGUGGACAUGGGCGUGGACGUGGACGUGGACAUGGACGUGGACGUGGACCUGGACGUGGACGUGGACGUGGACGUGGUCCUUGACGUGGUCGUGGACGUGGUCGUGGACGUGGAUGUGGACGUGGACGUGGACCUGGACGUGGACGUGGACGUAGACGUGGACGUGGUCCUGGAUGUGGUCGUGGACGUGGUCGUGGACGUGGACGUGGACGUGGACGUGGUCAUGGACGUGGACGUGGACGUGGACGUGGACGUGGACGUGGACGUGGUCGUGGUCGUGGACGUGGUCGUGGACGUGGACGUCGACGUGGACGUGGUCGUCCACGACGUGGACUUGGACGUGGACGUGGACGAGUACAUGGACGUGGACGUGGACGUGGUCGUGGACGUCGACGUGGACAUGGACGUGGUCGUGGUCGUGGACGUGGACGUGGUCGUGGACGUGGACGUGGACGUGGAGGACGUGGACGUGGACGUGGAGGACGUGGACGUGGACGUGGAGGACGUGGACGUGGACGUGGAGGACGUGGACGUGGACAUUGAAGUAGACGUGGACGUGGACGUGGACGUGGACGUGGACGUGGACGUGGACAUGGUCGUGAACGUGGACGUGGACGUGGACAUGGACGUGGACGUGGACGUGGACAUGGACGUGGACGUGGACGUGGACGUGGACAUGGACGUGGACGUGGACGUGGACAUGGUCGUGGACGUGGACGUGGACGUGGACAUGGUCGUGGACGUGGACGUGGACAUGGACGUGGACGUGGACGUGGACGUGGACGUGGACAUGGACGUGGACGUGGACGUGGACGUGGACGUGGCAAGGACGUGGACGUGGACACGUGGACGUGGACGUGGUCUGGACGUGGACGUGGUCGUGGACGUGGACGUGGUCGUGGACGUGGACGUGGUCGUGGACGUGGACGUGGACGUGGACGUGGACGUGGACGUGGACGUGGACCUGGACGUGGACGUGGACGUGGACGUGGACGUGGACGUGGACGUGGACGUGGACGUGGACGUGGACGUGGACGUGGACCUAGUCGUGGACGUGGACGUGGACGUGGACGUGGACGUGGACGUGGACUUGGACGUGCACGUGGACGUGGUCGUGGAGGUGGACGUGGACGUGGACGUGGUCGUGGACGUGGACGUGGUCGUGGACGUGGACGUGGACGUGGACGUGGACGUGGACGUGGACGUGGACGUGGACGUGGUCGUGGACGUGGAGGUGGACGUGGACGUGGACGUGGACGUGGACGUGGACGUGGACGUGGACGUGGACGUGGACAUGGACGUGGACAUGGACGUGGACUUGGACGUGGACUUGGACGUGGUCGUGGACGUGGACGUGGACGUGGACGUGGACGUGGACGUGGUCGUGGACGUGGACAUGGUCGUGGACGUGGACGUGGACGUGGACGUGGACGUGGACGUGGUCGUGGACGUGGACGUGGUCGUGGACGUGGUCGUGGACGUGGACGUGGACAUGGUCGUGGACGUGGACGUGGACGUGGACGUGGACGUGGACGUGGACGUGGACGUGGACGUGGACGUGCACGUGGACGUGCACGUGCACCUGGAAGUGGACGUGGACGUGGACGUGGACGUGGACGUGGUCGUCGACGUGGACGUGGACGUGGACGUGGACGUGGUCGUGGACGUGGACGUGGACGUGGUCGUGGACGUGGACGUGGACGUGGACGUGGACGUGGACGUCGACCUGGUCGUGGACGUGGACGUGGACGUGGACGUGGACGUGGACUUGGACGUGCCCGUGGACGUGGACGUCAACGUGGACGUGGACUUGGACGUGCCCGUGGACAUGGACGUGGACGUGGACGUGGACGUGGUCGUGGACGUGGUCGUGGUCGUGGACGUGGACGUGGACGUGGACAUGGACAUGGUCGUGGACGUGGACGUGGACGUGGACGAGGACGUGGACGUGGACGUGGACCUGGACGUGGACGUGCACGUGGACGUGGACGUCGUGGACGUGGACGUGGACGUGGACAUGGACGUGGACUUGGACGUGGACGUGGACCUGGACGUGGACGUGGACGUGGACGUGGACGUGGACAAGGACGUGGACGUGGACCUGGUCGUGGACGUGGACGUGGACGUGGACGUGGUCGUGAACAUGGUCUUGGACGUUGACGUGGACGUGGACGUGGUCGUGGACGUGGUCUUGGACGUGGUCGUGGACGUGGACGUGGACGUGGACGUGGACAUGGACGUGGACGUGGACGUGGUCGUGGACGUGGACGUAGACGUGGACGUGGACGUGGACGUGGACGUGGACGUGGACGUGGACGUGGACGUGGACGUGGACGUGGACGUGGACGUGAACGUGGACAUGGUCGUGGACGUGGACGUGGUCGUGGACGUGGACGUGGACGUGGACGUGGACAUGGACGUGGACGUGAACGUGGACGUGGUGGUGAACGUGGACGUGGACAUGGACGUGGACUUGGACGUGGUCGUGGACGUGGACAUGGUCGUGGACGUGGACGUGGACAUGGUCGUGGACGUGGACGUGGACGUGGACGUGGUCGUGGACGUGGACGUGGACGUGGACGUGGACGUGGACGUGGACGUGGACAUGGUCGUGGACGUGGACGUGGACGUGCACGUGGACGUGGACGUGGACGUGGACGUGGACUUCGACGUGCACGUGGACGUGGUCGUGGACCUGGACAUGGACGUGGACGUGGACGUGGACGUGGACGUGGUCGUCGACGUGGACGUGGACGUGGACGUGGUCGUGGACGUGGACGUGGACGUGGUCGUGGACGUGGACGUGGACGUGGACGUGGACGUGGACGUGGACGUGGACCUGGUCGUGGACGUGGACGUGGACAUGGACGUGAACGUGGACUUGGAAGUGCCCGUGGACGUGGACGUCGACGUGGACGUGGACUUGGACAUGCCCGUGGACGUGGACGUAAACGUGGACGUGGACGUGGACGUGGACGUGGACGUGGACAUGGACGUGGACGUGGACGUGGACGUGGACGUGGACGUGGUCGUGGACGUGGACGUGGACAUGGACGUGAACGUGGACGUGAACGUGGACAUGGAGGUGAACGUGGACGUGGUCAUGGACGUGGACGUGGACGUGGUCGUGGACGUGGUCGUGGACGUGGACGUGGACGUGGACGUGGACGUGGUCGUGGACGUGGUCGUGGACGUGGACGUGGACGAGGACGUGGACGUGGACGUGGACCUGGACGUGGACGUGGACGUGGACGUGGACGUGGACGUCGUGGACGUGGACGAGGACAUGGACGUGGACUUGGACGUGGACGUGGACCUGGACGUGGAUGUGGACGUGGACGUGGACGAGGACGUGGACGUGGACGUGGACCUGGUCGUGGACGUGGACGUGGACGUGAACGUGGACGUGGUCGUGAACAUGGUCUUGGACGUUGACGUGGACGUGGACGUGGUCGUGGACGUGGUCUUGGACGUGGUCGUGGACAUGGACGUGGACGUGGACGUGGACGUGGACGUGGACGUGGACGUGGACAUGGACGUGGACGUGGACGUGGUCGUGGACGUGGACGUGGACGUGGGCGUGGACGUGGACGUGGACGUGGACAUGGACGUGGACGUGGACGUGGACGUGGACGUGGACGUGGACGUGGACGUGGACGUGGUCGUGGACGUGGACGUGGACGUGGACGUGGACGUGAACGUGGACAUGGUCGUGGACGUGGACGUGGACGUGGACGUGGUCGUGGACGUAGACGUGGACGUCGACGUGGACGUGGACAUGGUCGUGGACGUGGACGUGGACAUGGUCAUGGACGUGGACGUCGAGGACUUGGACGUGGACGUGGACGUGGACGUGGACGUGGACAUGGACGUGGACGUGAACUUGGACGUGGACGUGUACGUGGACGUGGACGUGGACGUGGACGUGGACGUGGACGUGGACGUGUACGUGGACGUGGACGUGGACAUGGACGUGGACGUGGACGUGGACGUGGUCGUGGACGUGGUCGUGGACGUGGACGUGGACGUGGACUUGGACGUGGACAUGGACGUGGACGUGGACAUGGUCGUGGACGUGGUCGUGGACGUGGACGUGGACAUAGACAUGGACGUGGACGUGGACGUGGACGUGGUCGUGGACAUGGACGUGGUCGUGGACGUGGACGUGGACGUGGACAUGGACGUGGACGUGGACAUGGUCGUGGACGAGGACGUGGACGUGGACGUGGACUUGGAUGUGGACGUGGACGUGGACAUGGACAUGGACAUGGUCGUGGACGUGGACGUGGACGUGGACAUGGACGUGGACGUAGACGUGGACCUGGACGUGGACGUGGACUUGGACGUGGACGUGGACGUGGACGUAGACGUGGACGUGGACGUGGACGUGGACGUGGACGUGGACCUGGACGUGGACGUGGUCGUGGACCUAGACGUGGACGUGGUCGUGGACGUGGACGUGGACGUGGACGUGGUCGUGGACGGGGACGUGGACGUGGACAUGGUUGUGGACGUGGACGUGGACGUGGACGUGGACCUGGACGUGGACGUGGACAUGGUCGUGGACGUGGUCGUGGACGUGGACGUGGACGUGGACCUGGACGUGGACGUGGACAUGGUCGUGGACGUGGACGUGGAGGACUUGGACGUGGUCGUGGACGUGGACGUGGACGUGGACGAGGCGUGGACGGACGUGGACGUGGUCAUGGUCGUGGACGUGGACGUCGACGUCGACGUGGUCAUGGUCGUGGACGUGGACGUCGACGUCGACGUGGUCGUGGUCGUGGACGUGGACGUGGACGUGGUCAUGGUCGUGGACGUGGACGUCGACGUGGACGUGGUCAUGGUCGUGGACGUGGACGUCGACGUCGACGUGGUCAUGGUCGUGGACGUGGACGUGGACGUGGUCGUGGACGUGGACGUGGACGUGGACGUGGACGUGCACGUGGACAUGGACGUGGACUUGGACGUGGACGUGGACGUGCACGUGGACGUGGACGUGGACGUGGACGUGGACGUGCACGUGGACGUGGACGUGGACUUGGACGUGGACGUGCACGUGGACGUGGACGUGGACGUGCACGUACACGUGGACAUGGACGUCGACGUGGACGUGGACGUGGUCAUGGUCGUGGACGUGGACGUCGACGUCGACGUGGUCAUGGUCGUGGACGUGGACGUCGACGUCGACGUGGUCAUGGUCGUGGACAGGGACGUGGACGUGGUCAUGGUCGUGGAUGUGGACGUCGACGUCGACGUGGUCAUGGUCGUGGACGUGGACGUGGACGUGGUCGUGGAUGUGGACGUGGACGUGGACGUGGACGUGCACGUGGACGUGGACGUGGACUUGGACGUGGACGUGGACGUGCACGUGGACGUGGACGUGGACGUGGACGUGGACGUGCACGUGGACGUGGACGUGGACUUGGACGUGGACGUGCACGUGGACGUGGACGUGGACGUGCACGUACACGUGGACAUGGACGUCGACGUGGACGUGGACUUGGACAUGGUCGUGGACCUGGACGUGGACGUGGACGUGGACGUGGACGUGGACGUGGACGUGGACGUGGUCGUGGACGUGGACGUGGACGUGGUCGUGGACGUGGACAUGGACGUGGUCGUGGACGUGGACGUGGACGUGGACGUGGAGGUGGACGUGGACGUGGACCUGGUCGUGGACGUGGACGUGGACGUGGACCUAGUCGUGGACGUGGACUUGGACGUGGACGUGGACGUGGACGUGGACUUGGACGUGCACGUGGACUUGGACGUGGACGUGGACGUGGACUCGGACAUGGUCGUGCACGUGGUCGUGGACGUCGACGUGGACGUGGACUCGGACAUGGUCGUGGACGUGGUCGUGGACGUGGACGUGGACGUAGUCGUGGACGUGGACGUGGACGAGGACGUGGACGUGGACGUGGACCUGGUCGUGGACGUGGACGUGGACGUGGACGUGGACGUGGUCGUGAACAUGGUCUUGGACGUUGACGUGGACGUGGACGUGGUCGUGGACGUGGUCUUGGACGUGGUCGUGGACAUGGACGUGGACGUGGACGUGGACGUGGACGUGGACGUGGACGUGGACAUGGACGUGGACGUGGACGUGGUCGUGGACGUGGACGUGGACGUGGGCGUGGACGUGGACGUGGACGUGGACAUGGACGUGGACGUGGACGUGGACGUGGACGUGGACGUGGACGUGGACGUGGACGUGGUCGUGGACGUGGACGUGGACGUGGACGUGGACGUGAACGUGGACAUGGUCGUGGACGUGGACGUGGACGUGGACGUGGUCGUGGACGUAGACGUGGACGUCGACGUGGACGUGGACAUGGUCGUGGACGUGGACGUGGACAUGGUCAUGGACGUGGACGUCGAGGACUUGGACGUGGACGUGGACGUGGACUUGGACGUGGACAUGGACGUGGACGUGAACUUGGACGUGGACGUGUACGUGGACGUGGACGUGGACGUGGACGUGGACGUGGACGUGGACGUGUACGUGGACGUGGACGUGGACAUGGACGUGGACGUGGACGUGGACGUGGUCGUGGACGUGGUCGUGGACGUGGACGUGGACGUGGACUUGGACGUGGACAUGGACGUGGACGUGGACAUGGUCGUGGACGUGGUCGUGGACGUGGACGUGGACAUAGACAUGGACGUGGACGUGGACGUGGACGUGGUCGUGGACAUGGACGUGGUCGUGGACGUGGACGUGGACGUGGACAUGGACGUGGACGUGGACAUGGUCGUGGACGAGGACGUGGACGUGGACGUGGACUUGGACGUGGACGUGGACGUGGACAUGGACAUGGACAUGGUCGUGGACGUGGACGUGGACGUGGACAUGGACGUGGACGUAGACGUGGACCUGGACGUGGACGUGGACUUGGACGUGGACGUGGACGUGGACGUAGACGUGGACGUGGACGUGGACGUGGACGUGGACGUGGACGUGGACCUGGACGUGGACGUGGUCGUGGACCUAGACGUGGACGUGGUCGUGGACGUGGACGUGGACGUGGACGUGGUCGUGGACGGGGACGUGGACGUGGACAUGGUUGUGGACGUGGACGUGGACGUGGACGUGGACCUGGACGUGGACGUGGACAUGGUCGUGGACGUGGUCGUGGACGUGGACGUGGACGUGGACCUGGACGUGGACGUGGACAUGGUCGUGGACGUGGACGUGGAGGACUUGGACGUGGUCGUGGACGUGGACGUGGACGUGGACGAGGCGUGGACGGACGUGGACGUGGUCAUGGUCGUGGACGUGGACGUCGACGUCGACGUGGUCAUGGUCGUGGACGUGGACGUCGACGUCGACGUGGUCGUGGUCGUGGACGUGGACGUGGACGUGGUCAUGGUCGUGGACGUGGACGUCGACGUGGACGUGGUCAUGGUCGUGGACGUGGACGUCGACGUCGACGUGGUCAUGGUCGUGGACGUGGACGUGGACGUGGUCGUGGACGUGGACGUGGACGUGGACGUGGACGUGCACGUGGACGUGGACGUGGACUUGGACGUGGACGUGGACGUGCACGUGGACGUGGACGUGGACGUGGACGUGGACGUGCACGUGGACGUGGACGUGGACUUGGACGUGGACGUGCACGUGGACGUGGACGUGGACGUGCACGUACACGUGGACAUGGACGUCGACGUGGACGUGGACGUGGUCAUGGUCGUGGACGUGGACGUCGACGUCGACGUGGUCAUGGUCGUGGACGUGGACGUCGACGUCGACGUGGUCAUGGUCGUGGACAGGGACGUGGACGUGGUCAUGGUCGUGGACGUGGACGUCGACGUCGACGUGGUCAUGGUCGUGGACGUGGACGUGGACGUGGUCGUGGAUGUGGACGUGGACGUGGACGUGGACGUGCACGUGGACGUGGACGUGGACUUGGACGUGGACGUGGACGUGCACGUGGACGUGGACGUGGACGUGGACGUGGACGUGCACGUGGACGUGGACGUGGACUUGGACGUGGACGUGCACGUGGACGUGGACGUGGACGUGCACGUACACGUGGACAUGGACGUCGACGUGGACGUGGACUUGGACAUGGUCGUGGACCUGGACGUGGACGUGGACGUGGACGUGGACGUGGACGUGGACGUGGACGUGGUCGUGGACGUGGACGUGGACGUGGUCGUGGACGUGGACAUGGACGUGGUCGUGGACGUGGACGUGGACGUGGACGUGGAGGUGGACGUGGACGUGGACCUGGUCGUGGACGUGGACGUGGACGUGGACCUCGUCGUGGACGUGGACUUGGACGUGGACGUGGACGUGGACGUGGACUUGGACGUGCACGUGGACUUGGACGUGGACGUGGACGUGGACUCGGACAUGGUCGUGCACGUGGUCGUGGACGUCGACGUGGACGUGGACUCGGACAUGGUCGUGGACGUGGUCGUGGACGUGGACGUGGACGUAGUCGUGGACGUGGACGUGGACGUGGACGUGGACGUGGACGUGGACGUGGACGUGGACGUGGACAUGGACGUGGACGUGGACGUGGACGUGGACUUGGACUUGGACAUGGUCGUGGACAUGGACGUGGACGUGGACGUGGACAUGGACGUGGACGUGGACGUGGACGUGGACAUGGACGUGGACGUGGACGUGGACAUGGACGUGGACAUGGACGUGGACGUGGUCGUGGACGUAGACGUGGACGUGGACGUGGACGUGGACCUGGUCGUGGACGUGGACGUGGACGUGGACAUGGACGUGGACGUGGACGUGGACGUGGACGUGGACGUGGACGUGGACGUGGACAUGGACGUGGACGUGGACGUGGACGUGGACUUGGACUUGGACAUGGUCGUGGACGUGGACGUGGACGUGGACGUGGACGUGGACGUGGACGUGGUCGUGGACGUGGACGUGGACGUGGACGUGGUCGUGGACGUGGACGUGGACGUGGUCGUGGACGUGGACGUGGACGUGGAGCUGGUCGUGGACGUGGACUUGGACGUGGACGUGGACGUGGACUUGGACGUGCACGUGGACGUGGACGUGGACGUAGACGUGGACUUGGACAUGGUCGUGGACGUGGUCGUGGACGUGGACGUGGACGUGGACGUGGACGUGGACGUGGACGUGGACGUGGACGUGGACGUGGACGUGGACGUGGACGUGGUCGUGGACGUGGACGAGGACGCGGACAUGGUCGUGGACAUGGUCGUGGACGUGGACGUGGACGUGGACUUGGACGUGGACGUGGACGUGGACGUGGACGUGGACGUGGACGUGUACAUGGUCGUGGACGUGGACGUGGACGUGGACGUGGACGUGGACGUGGACGUGGACGUGGACGUGGACAUGGACGUGGACGUGGACAUGGUCGUGGACGUGGUCGUGGACGUGGUCGUGGACGUGGACAUGGACAUGGACAUGGACUUGGACAUGGACGUGGACGUGGACGUGGUCGUGGACAUGGUCGUGGACGUGGACGUGGACGUGGACGUGGACGUGGACGUGGACAUGGACUUUGACGUGGACGUGGACGUGGACGUGGACGUGGUCGUGGACCUGGUCGUGGACGUGGUCGUGGACGUGGACGUGGACGUGGACGUGGACGUGGACGUGGUCGUGGACGUGGACGUGGACGUGGACGUGGACGUGGACGGUGACGUGGUCGUGGACGUGGUCGUGGACGUGGUCUUAGACGUGGACGUGGACGUGGACGUGGACAUGGUCGUGGACGUGGACGUGGACGUGGACAUGGUCGUAGACGUGGACGUGGAGGACUUGGACGUGGUCGUGGACAUGGACGUGGACGUGGACGUGGACGUGGUCGUGGACGUGGACGUGGACGUGGACGUGGACGUGGACGUGGACCUGGUCGUGGACGUGGACGUGGACGUGGACCUGGACGUGGACGUGGACUAG